Molecule: messenger RNA, 1797 nt
Organism: Penicillium olsonii
Lineage: Eukaryota; Fungi; Ascomycota; Eurotiomycetes; Eurotiales; Aspergillaceae
Source: the annotation of a GenBank genome assembly
AUGACGGUCCUGUCACUCUUAUCGCUACCUUUGGUCGCGCUACUUCUCUCAUUUUGCAGUUCUACAGUCGUCGCAUCCUCAGACUACCAUGAAAACCUCCUAUUACACCCUCUCCCGCAGUCCGCCCUGCUAGCUUCAUUCAACUUCCGAAGUAACACGUCGCAAGAAUCAUUCGACCAGCAGCACUUCAGAUACCUACCCCGUGCACUGGGUCAGAUCCUCCAGCAUGCACAAACGAAGGAGCUGCAUCUCCGCUUCACAACGGGAAGGUGGGAUGCCGAAAGCUGGGGCCCACGGCCCUGGAAUGGCAGCAAAGAAGGAGGUACAGGCGUGGAACUCUGGGCAUGGAUUGAUGCGCCAAAUGAUGAUGAGGCAUUUGCCAAGUGGAUUACUCUGACACAGUCCCUCUCUGGCCUGUUCUGCGCUUCCUUAAACUUCGUGGAUUCAACCCGGACCACUCGACCAGUUGUUUCCUUUGAACCCUUUGGAGACCACCCGGAGGUUGAUCAACUACAUCUCUUGCACGGAACUCUUCCCGGAGAGGUGGUCUGCACAGAGAACCUCACACCAUUCUUGAAGCUUCUCCCGUGCAAGGGAAAGGCAGGAAUAUCGAGUCUUUUAGAUGGGCACAAAUUGUUUGAUGCCGCAUGGCAAAGUAUGUCGGUCGACAUUCAGCCGGUGUGCUCUCCCGAAGGGGAUUGUGUAGUCCAGAUCGAGCAAACUGUAGACAUGGUUCUGGACAUUGACCGCUCCAAGCGCUCUCGAUCCAAUCCCAUUCCGCGACCUGUGCCUAAUGAUGAAUUGGUCUGUGACACAUCCAAGCCUUACCACUCCGGUGAUACUUGCUAUCCACUGGGGAAAACAAACGACAAAGCAUGGAGCCUGGGUCAGGUCUUUGGGCGGAAUAUUGACGGAAUCUGCCCAUUAGCAGACACUGAAGGGUCCCACGAAGAGAGUGUUUGCCUUCAAGUUCCCCACGAACGAGGCGUUUACAUCUCUCAAGGGGCCCAGGAGAUCAAAAAAGAGGAUGGAUUCACCCGCUGCUUCAAGCUUGCGCCAUCAACUCCUUUUGAUCUUUCAAUCCCACAGCAGACAGUGAACGUAGAAGUCCCACUGGAUGAGCCUGUUCUCCACGCCGAGCGCACCAUCGUCGGAAAUGGCCAGGAGCGCGGUGGAAUGCGCAUUAUAUUCAGCAAUCCCUCCAAUGCCAGCGCAGUGGACUUCAUCUACUUUGAGACUCUCCCGUGGUUCCUACGUCCGUACAUCCACACCCUGCGUGCGACAAUCACUGGACGCGAUGGAGUCUCGCGCGAGCUUCCGGCAUCCGAAAUCGUCAAAGAGACCUACUACCGCCCUGCGAUUGACCGUGAGCGCGGAACACAACUGGAGCUAUCACUCUCCGUCCCCGCUGCGUCAACCGUUACAUUGACAUAUGAUUUCGAGAAAGCCAUUCUCCGAUACACCGAAUACCCACCCGAUGCCAAUCGGGGCUUCAACGUUGCCCCUGCGGUCAUUCGCAUUGUGGACAAUGUCCACCACGCACCCAUUUACAUCCGUUCCACGAGUCUCCUUCUGCAACUCCCCGUUCCGGAUUUCAGCAUGCCUUACAACGUGAUCAUUCUCACUAGUACGGUUAUUGCCCUUGCAUUUGGCACGAUUUUCAACAUCCUCAUUCGGCGGGUGGUUUCUCUAGAUCAGGCAUCCGCUUUGGGGGCUACCACCUUGAAGGGCCGGAUAGUGAGUAAAGUGGUGGCCAUUCAAGACCGGUUCCGUGGUAAGGCAACGAAGGUCGAGUAG